Sinocyclocheilus grahami is the source of this 1855-nucleotide messenger RNA. It is a transcript of the gene wscd1a, whose product is annotated as WSC domain containing 1a. Gene Ontology annotation, molecular function: sulfotransferase activity. The transcript is spliced from 7 exons. The record is from RefSeq and is a predicted model, not a curated record. The coding region runs from base 1 to 1239 and encodes 412 amino acids. Lineage: Eukaryota; Metazoa; Chordata; Actinopteri; Cypriniformes; Cyprinidae.
AUGGAGAUGUAUGCAGGAGCUUCCUGGACAGGCUCGUUACUCGGGUACCAGUUUGCUGGCCUUGAAUAUGGGUCUGAGUGUUACUGUGGCAACCGCAUCACAAGCUCUCGGAUGAAAGAGGAGGAGUGUAACUUGGACUGCAAAGGCGAGAAGGGCGCCAUCUGUGGAGGUGUGUCCCGUCUGUCCGUUUACAAGGUGGAGGAGGUUCUUCCUGGCCAGCGGAGAUACAGGAAAGUACGCUACCGGGGCUGCUUCAAAAAACCUGACAACACAACAGCAGCUUCCCUGGCUCAUGCCAUCCAGCCCAACCUCACCUCCCAGUGGUGCAUCGAGACCUGCAUGGAUCAGGAGUUUCCUCUGGCUCUGGUCAGGAAGCCUGACUGUUUCUGUGGCUAUGCUACCCCUCGCUUCACUCUUCAUGAGCCGGUGAAAGAGGAGCUCUGUGCUGUGGAAAACAGCAGUCUGCCUAUCCAAAGUUCCCAUCAGCUCUUCCUCCAGGUUUAUCAGACACCUGUUCAAGAUUCCAGAUGCACAGAGAAGAAGUUUCUACCUGAGAAGUCAAGCUCACUCGUGGCUUUGUCCAGUUUUCCUGGUGCGGGAAACACCUGGGUGAGGCAUCUGAUCGAGCUUGCCACAGGCUACUACACAGGCAGUUACUAUUUUGAUGGCACAAUCUACAAUAGAGGCUUCAAGGGGGAGAAAGAUUACUGGAAGAGUGGAAGAACCGUCUGUGUGAAGACACAUGAGAGUGGCCAGCGGGAUAUAGAGAUGUAUGACUCAGGAAUACUGUUGAUAAGAAACCCCUACCGCUCGCUCAUGGCUGAGUUCAACCGCAAGUGUGCCGGGCAUCUUGGUUACGCUUCUGAUCAGCACUGGAAGAGCAAAGAGUGGCCAGAAUUUGUGGGUAGUUAUGCCUCCUGGUGGGCUUCUCACGUAUUGGACUGGCUGCGUUAUGGAAAGAACCUUCUGGUGGUGCAUUAUGAGGAGUUGCAGGAGUCACUGGUGCCCACAUUACGAUCCAUUACUUCCUUCCUCAAUACUAGUGUCAGCGAAGAGCGGCUCCUCUGUGCUGAGUGCAACAAGGAUGGCCACUUCAAGCGCUCAGGUGCGCGACGGCCCACCUUUGACCCCUUCACCCUAGAUAUGAAACGGCUGAUUGAUGGCUACAUCAGCACUGUGGACCAGGCCCUCAGAGCCAGCAACCAUUCUAGCUUGCCAAAGGAGUAUCUCCCAAGAUGAUAAGUCCAGAACUAGAGUACAGGACUGGUUGUCUUGCUCAAGCUCCAGUGCUACAAACUUACAAACUAUGAUGUCCUGGAGCUAUUUUGAUACGUUAUUUCCUCACAUAUUGAGGCCAAAAAUAGUGCCAUAUGAUGCUGUUAUGCUUUGAGAUCGUCAUGUUUUAACGGCGGUCCGUGGAUCAGUGUGCGAAAGGAAAAAGUUCAACUUUGUUGCCAUACCAUGGUGGAUAAUUAUAAAGAUUAGGUUUGAUGACUGCAGACUUGAACUUGAGACUCUAGUCAGAGGCUAAAUAAGUUCCCCUUGCUCCUUUGGGAAGAAACUUGAGUGCUUAAUUACAUAAUUCAGCUACAAGUCAACAAGAGGCCUAAAUAAACAACAGAUGUAAUUGCUUAUGACCUAAUCUGACAUGUACUGUAGAUGAUAAUGAAAUGUCCACAUGACCACAAAAAAAGCAUAAUUAUUACUAUACAGUGACAUUUUUGUUUUUUACUUUGUAGGGGAAAAUGUUGACUAUUUACAAAGCUGAUAUCAUAAAUGCUAGGAUGAAUGUAAUCUAUUAACAUAACAGACGAUGCAUAGACACUGCAAAACUUUUAGUAUUUUUGUCUUUUUU